Molecule: messenger RNA, 234 nt
Organism: Tetrahymena thermophila SB210
Lineage: Eukaryota; Ciliophora; Oligohymenophorea; Hymenostomatida; Tetrahymenidae
Exons: 2
Source: RefSeq, a predicted model, not a curated record
AUGAAUUGUUAAUCAUAAUGCUGCUUCUAAAUAAAUCAGCCUUCUUUUAGAGGUAGUUCUAUCUCAAUUAGCUUUAAUCCCACAUCAUUUUAGCUUCAUUAACAGAAACCUUUAACUAUACAUAGUAGGCAAACAAGCAGAUGUUUAUAAAUAGCAAACAGAAUAGACAUAGAAGUUUCCUUCAAUGACGAACUAAUUUAUAACUCUUAAUAAAGAGUAAAAAAUUCACUUUGA